AUGGAAUUGGAGUUUGCAGAACAUGAGGAUACUACAGCACAUUCUGAUGCAUUAGAUGGUGAUUUCAAGUGCAUCUACGAUGAUCCAAUGAACUCCAUAAAUGUCCUUGACGAACUGAACCAAAUUGGUCAAGACAAAUCAAUCAACAUGGCCAAGGAGGAGCAGAUCAUCGACAAAGGCUACUUCGCAAAGAGACACGAGAGAUCAGAGGUCUUCAUGCGAUACGAACAGGCUGAGAGACUCAAGAACGUAUUCAACAUCAAGGAAUUCCUGGAAGAGAGCUUUAACACGGUGUUGGAAGAAGACGAUGACGUGGUUGAGUCGUAUCCACUGGUUGCGUCUGACAUGGAUUCAUUUGUGAUGAUUGCUGGUGAGAAUGUGAAUUUCACAUCCUACGAAAGCACAAGUGGCACAAGCGUAGUGAAUCGCAUCUCAGUUGCUGGUCGCCCUUACAACCUGACUAUGCAGAAUGUAGACAAAUACAUCUGCAUCAACAUCAAGAAUGGACAAGCCUACUACUCAACAAUGAAUAGCAUUCAUAAACUAAGCAAACCGUGA
This is a messenger RNA of Enterospora canceri, 558 nucleotides long. The record is from the annotation of a GenBank genome assembly. NCBI's taxonomy places the organism in Eukaryota, Fungi, Microsporidia, Enterocytozoonidae.